Molecule: messenger RNA, 1630 nt
Organism: Zea mays
Lineage: Eukaryota; Viridiplantae; Streptophyta; Magnoliopsida; Poales; Poaceae
Product: transcription factor MYB39
Exons: 2
Coding region: 81-1202 (373 amino acids)
Source: RefSeq, a predicted model, not a curated record
GAACCCCACCACCACCACAGCUUCUCUCUAGCUUUGAUCUCCAAGCCCACGCCAACUAAUUAAUAAGCAACGUACAAGCAAUGGGCAGGUCACCGUGCUGCGACCAGGACGCGGGGGUGAAGAAGGGUCCGUGGACGCCCGAGGAGGACAAGCUGCUGGUGGACUACAUCAACGAGCACGGCCACGGCAGCUGGCGCCGCCUGCCCAAGCUCGCCGGCCUCAACCGCUGCGGCAAGAGCUGCCGCCUGCGAUGGACCAACUACCUCCGCCCCGACAUCAAGCGCGGCAGGUUCACCGACGACGAGGAAGACCUCAUCGUCCACCUCCACUCCCUCCUCGGCAACAAGUGGUCCUCCAUCGCCACCAAGCUCCCCGGCCGCACCGACAACGAGAUCAAGAACUACUGGAACACGCACCUCCGCAAGAAGCUGCUCUCCAUGGGGAUCGACCCCGUCACGCACCAGCGACGCACCGACCUCAACCUCCUCGCAGCUGGCUUCCCCAGCCUCCUCGCCGCCGCCAACUUCGCGGCCGCCGCUGGUGCUCCAGCACCUACGGCGACAGGCCCACUCGCCGCCGCCCAUGUUAGCAGCUGGGACAUCAACGCGCUCAGGCUCCAGGCCGACGCCGCCAAGUACCAGCUCCUCGAGGGCCUCGUCCGCGUGCUCACCGCCCCCGCCGCCGCACCAACCGUCGGCCUCAUGACCCUCCUCGCCGCCGCCAAUGGAGGGGCGCCCAGCGGCCACCAGCAGAGCACCAGGGUCGUCCAGCAGUGCGACGGCAUGCUCAGCCUGCCGGCGCUGACCAGCGUGCCGCCCGUCACGACGCCGCCGGGCACGUCCUCCGCCGCCUACUCCCUCUCCGGGCUCCUCUUCGGCGGUGCCGGCACGACGACCACCGCUCCGGCCGCCGGGGACGGGCUCAGCUCCACAGAUCAGCUCGGCCACAGCGGGGCCACGACCGGGAGCAACAUCACUGCCGCCGCGAUGCCGCCACCUUUGUCAUCAGCGGCGGCCGAGGGUUGUAAUGGCGCCGGCAAAGGUUGCGGCAGGUCGACCCCAUCGACGUGCGACGAGACGCCGGCGUCGAGCCCGUUCGAUAGCCUGGACAGCCUCACCUUGGAUUUUGACCACAACAGCGACAGUUGGAGAGAGUUGCUAGAGCAAAUGUCAUGGUUGAACAACCCCAAUGAUCAGCUGUGAGAAGAAAUGACACACAUAUAUCUCUCUCAUACUACAUAGGAGUACGUACGUCGUCAGAUGAAGAAUUGAUGAAAAGUUGAAUGAUAUAUAUGAUAGAUGGAGCGAUCGAGAAACCGUUUCUUUGCAUUGGAUUGGUUGUUGCAUGCACACUUCUUUGAAGAUGUGAAGUUUGUAAUCUGUUGAUAGGAUAAAAUUAAGGUGGUUUGGCCCACUUUGUUUUGGCUAUAUAUGUACAGAUUAAAGAACCAACGCGGCAUAAAUACAUAUAUAGAUAUAUGCUCACCUAAACGAUUUCAAUUUGUUGUUUUAGUUUUUUUUUUGCUUUUGAUUUGCCUUUGCAAGGAGGGCACACACAUAGAUAUACAUAUACUUUUGUAAUGAUUAGCUUGUGACAUAUAUAUAAAGUAAAUGAGAUUUCCUUUUCCAUA